This is a messenger RNA of Caenorhabditis remanei, 3267 nucleotides long. RefSeq lists its product as uncharacterized. Gene Ontology annotation, molecular function: protein binding. The record is from RefSeq and is a predicted model, not a curated record. The coding region runs from base 1 to 3267 and encodes 1088 amino acids. NCBI's taxonomy places the organism in Eukaryota, Metazoa, Nematoda, Chromadorea, Rhabditida, Rhabditidae. The transcript is spliced from 10 exons.
AUGAAAAAGAUAAAAACUGUAUGCGCAAUGCAUGCAGUUCGAGUUCUCAUCUUCUUGUUUUUAGCGUUUCCUUCUAAUAUCAAAGCAAAGAAUCCAGAAAAAUCCGAUCUUGAACAAAUCAGUGAAAACUUCCGUAUUCUGUCUCGUGUCACUAAUGCCAUUUAUCUCUCAGCUGAAACGAUUAAAAAGGACAUCAACGUCACUAACAUUUACUGUGAGCUUCUUCAAGUUUCGCCAGAAAAUUUAGAAAAAGUCACAAAUGUUGAUGUUGAACCAGUGACAGAAGAAAUCAAUAGAAUAAUCAAAGAGUUUGAGAAAAUCAAGACCAAAAUUCAAAAUGAAGCCAACAUUUCGACAAAACUGACGGAUCUAACAUCGACUUACAUGAAGUUAUUCGAAAACAUGGAGAGAUGGAAGGACGAUGCCAAGGAACAUUGGAACCAACUCAGAGAGAUUUCCACAAAUUUAAGAUCCAACAACUUAAUCAACAACGACUGUUUGAGUUUUGAUAUCCCAACGUUUGAAAAGUUCCAUUCGCUUUUCGACAAAGAAAUGAUGGUUUUGCCACUGCCUCCAGAAAAUGAAGUCACAAGAAUUAUGAAUGAUUUCCUCGGGAAAAGUGAAAACAUGAAAAGUUGUAGUGAAGUAUUAUCAAGAAUUAAAAACAAUGAUUCUCUUUUGGAACUUAUCAGAUUCAAUGAAUCCAAACUUUUGGAUGUCGAGCUGACUUUAGCGAAAAUCCGACAAUUCGCAUUGCUAGGAAAGAAUACUAACCACGCAACUGAUAUGAAUCUUCUGAUUCAAAAACUUUCCACCUUACUACAUCGUACAAAACCAAUUUGGCAAGGAGAUAGUAAUCCUGGGAGUAUGCUACUAGCAAUGCAUGGAUUGAACAAAUCAAUAACAGUUGCCCUAGAUGCUCUACAGAAUCCAUAUCUUACGGAUGAUUCAAGUACUGGUGGACUCCAAAAUCUGGCAGAUUUGUCGAAAGUUUUCACAGAUAUCGAAAGUCAGUGGUUUAAGAAAAUUGUUGCGAAAGGAGCAAGCACAAAGAAACUUGCCGAUGCUUUUGAGCCACACCGGAAAAUCUCAAAAGAAAUAAUACUGCUCGAAUCUUCGUGGAAAGAAUUACUCGGAAUACUCGGAGAGGAAGAUAAAGAAAUGAAGAAUCACUUUGAACCCCUGAUAGGGAUUAUGGAAUUUGCCGUAAAAACACCAAACGCAGCCGAAACGGUCAGUAGUAAAGAAGUGAACUGCUUGGAAAAAGGAAGCAACACUUUCAAUAUCAACGACCUUCUUCCAUUAGAAAAUGAUAUGCGACAGAUCGAAGAUGUUGCACUCAAGAUGAAAAACCUCGACAAACAAUUCAACGCAAUAUCAGUUUUUCAAGCUAAUGGCUUGGUUAAAAAUGCACUAGCUGCCAUUUAUAAAACUGCCAGCACCUCUUAUUCAACAAGAACAUCAGAUGAAACGACGAAAAUUCUUCUGGCAUUUAAUAACUCCAAAACUUUGGCUGAGAAUAUCGGCAAGAGUACUGGCAUGCUGGAAAGUCUUGAGGCUGCCUAUCAGGAUCGCAAAAUCCUUCUGGAUUUGAGCCCUGAAGUUAUGCCGAAAGAAAUCUUGAGAAUUUGUGAGAACGAAGGUUUAUCGGAGUGGAAGAAUCCACGAAGAUUGGUCAAUGAAAUGAUAGCAGAUUAUGAGAGAUUGAAUAAAGUUGCAAAGAGUCUUCGGAACGACGGUCUGAUUGAGAUGACAAAAAUUUUCGAAGAAGCGGCAGGGAUACGUGGUUUGCCAGGGAGUGAAGGACAGAAAUUAAGAAUUGGCAAUAAAAUCGUUCAAGAUAACAUGGAAGCAUCAAAAACAUACAAGAAUCAAAAACAUAUAAUCGAUAACAUCACGAAACUUUUAAUAAAAAUUGAGAAAUUAGAUUUGGAUUUUGCUAAAAAUCAAGGUCGAUUGAAGAAUGCGAAAGUGACAGUUACUAGCCUGAUGAAUUACUUCGAUGAGAUAUUCGGAAAUUCGAAGCAGAAAACAGUUACGAUCGAAAAACAAGUGAACCUCUCAUGGAUUGUCAUUCUGGGACUUUCGAUAGGAAUUUUCUUUUCGAUUCUGAUUGGAUUAAUUGCAAUUUAUGGUUUGACUAAAAGUGGAAGAGCAAAAUACAGAAACACCUAUAUGUAUUAUUGUGGGAAACCAGAAGAUUUUGAAAAGAGGUGGAGAUAUUCGAACUUCAUGGAUACAAUCAAUGGCAAAAAUGCUCUUCUGGAUGCUGUUCGUGAAGAAAAUGAACCUAAUUUAUUGAAAGCAUUGAAGAAUGGAGCUUAUAUUGAUGCUUAUAACAAAUUCGGGAACACUGCUCUUCACGUGGCAACUAAACUUGGACAUCCAGAAUUUGUGGAGCUUCUCAUAAAAUAUGGAGCAGAUCGUUCUCUUCUGAAUUACAAGAAUCUAAGACCAAUGCAAUUGAUUCCCUAUGACAAGAAUGAUUUGCCUGAACACAAGGCGAAGUGUGACCAAAUAAAGAAGAUUUACAAGAAAUAUGAAAACAAAGCAUUCCGAUGCAGUGUUCCUCAAGUUUUCCCAUCAAGCUCUUUUCACAUUUAUAUGGACGACUCGACAGACGUUAAACUCUGCAAUAGUUUCAUAGAUAAAUUUCCAGGAAUUACUACCGACGAAAUCACGUCAAAUAUAACUCAUUGUGUUGUGAAAGUGGAUUCUAACGGAGUUUUUGAGACCGACCGUUUGGAUCUUCUUCAAAGAGUAUUCCACGGAGAAAUUAUUGUGAAAGAGCAGUGGAUGGCUGAUUGUUUGAAUGAUGAGAAAUUUAUUGAACAGGAUUAUAAAUAUCUUGUUGAGGAGAUCAAAUUCAAUGGAGUCGUCUACAAAUCGGUUUUACAAUGGACGGAAGCAAUGGCAAAAGGAACAAUGCCAUAUCUGGUUGGGGCUUGUGUGGUUUUUGUUUUCAAAGCAGGUUAUCCGAAUUUGGCCAUUUUGACAGAAAUUAUAAAAGCUCAUGGAGGGUAUGUGUUGUCACAAUUUCCUCAGAAGGAACAUUUCAACGUCAAUUCUCAUCCAUAUCUUCAUUCUCAUUUGGGACCACUAUUUGUUCUUCAUGAUGGAUCGACCGACUUGACUGUAUACAAAAACGAUGCUGAUAGGAUGUUCACCGUUUUCGAUGAGCAGGAAUUCGUGGAAUUUAUGUUGAAGCGAGAUAUUCAUAGAGAUAAUACUGAGAAACCGAUUGCAGUUAUGAUUGGAGACGAGUGA